AUGGCAAUCCUUCACAAGUGCUUUGGAGGCUGUGGUUCCACUUCUCGGAAACAACCUUCCACAACAAUAGAAUAUCUAUGCCAUCGCUUUCCUCUUUCCCAACUUCGAAAAGCCACCGACGACUUCGACGAAAGCCGGAAGAUCGGUGAAGGGCCCUAUGGUGUGGUGUACAGGGCUUGCAUCUCCAUUAAUGGCCAACUCAAAGAUAUUACAGUGAAGCGGCUCCGACGAGAAGCAGCGAUUUCCUCAAACGGCUUCUCACUGUAUAAGAACGAUAUCAUAUUUAUGUGCCAACUAAACCACCCGAAUCUGGUUUCUCUGGUUGGAUUCUGCGAUGAUCAAAAUGAAAUGAUUGUGGUCUACGAGUACGCCCCAAACGGAUCUCUCCAGCAACUUUAUGGAACAGAGAGCAAGUCUCCAAUACGACCAUGGAAGAAGAGGCUGGAAAUCAGUAUAGGACUGGCACGUGGCUUACACUACCUUCACUCGGGAACCAAACACACCAUCAUCCAUGGCAAUAUUGCACCGUCGACCAUUCUCCUAGGGGAGAAUUGGGUUCCCAGACUCAAUUUUUUUGGGCGUUCUUUAAAAGGACCAAAGUUUUCAGCCAAGGAUAUGAAACCCAUACAGUUGGAAUACGUUGAAGGCCCUUGGGGAUACAUAGCUCCUGAGUGCUUUAGGGCCCCUAAGGUCACCUACAAAUGUGAUGUCUAUUCUUUUGGAGUAGUUUUGUUAGAACUCAUCUGCGGAAAGACUUUGUACCAAAUUAGUCAGCAUAAGGGGCGUCAUAUUGAGGCUGCAAAUGUUAUUCCAUUUACACUCAGUGUAGUUGAGGAAGUACGUGAUUUGGCAGGCACAGGAAAUGCUGAGGGAAUUAUUGAUGAGAGUUUGGAGGGAGAAAUAGGAGAAGAGUGUUGGAAAUUGUAUAUGGACAUCACAGAGAGCUGCUUGAGUGAAGAUCCCAAUGAGAGGCCACAUAUGGGAGAAGUUGAAGUUCAACUUGAACGUGUGUUGCAACUACAAGAGGAAGCUAAUUCCAACAAUGCAUCCUCGUGA
Messenger RNA from Neltuma alba, 1056 nucleotides. Its product is annotated as receptor-like protein kinase ANXUR2. Gene Ontology annotation, cellular component: plasmodesma; plasma membrane. The coding region runs from base 1 to 1056 and encodes 351 amino acids. Gene Ontology annotation, molecular function: ATP binding; transmembrane receptor protein tyrosine kinase activity. Gene Ontology annotation, biological process: protein autophosphorylation. NCBI's taxonomy places the organism in Eukaryota, Viridiplantae, Streptophyta, Magnoliopsida, Fabales, Fabaceae. The record is from RefSeq and is a predicted model, not a curated record. The transcript has a single exon.